Molecule: messenger RNA, 5146 nt
Organism: Bactrocera oleae (olive fruit fly)
Lineage: Eukaryota; Metazoa; Arthropoda; Insecta; Diptera; Tephritidae
Source: RefSeq, a predicted model, not a curated record
AAUUUGUAUAAUUGUCGAAAAUAACUUUUGUCCAAAUUUGUGUGCGCUAUUAGAAAUUCUAAUUUUCGCUAAAAAUUUAUUGAAUUUAUGUAAAUAAAUUUAGCAUUUUAUUAUUUUAUUAUAAAUUGAUUUUUCAUUGUUAAAGAAAUUGUUUUGUAAAACUAAAUUGUUUUAAAUUUCGUGCAAUAUGUUCUCUGGUGCGAAACGUGCGACCAGAUUGGAAGCGCAUACGACAAGACGCAAUCAGCGCAUUAUCGAGAACUUCGUCAAGAAUGAAGAUGUGCCACAUUGGUAUCGCGGUUUGUCUUCCUUUCAAAUUGAGGCCACACACCAAUUGCAUUAUGCAAUACGCGAUGAUCUUGAACAGGGUACAACACAUCGCGUAUGGAACUUAUUGAAUCGUAUUGGCCUACGACCGAGCAUCAGUGGUGCUAAUAUACGUUUUCUAAUGUUUAUGAGCGGCGGCAAUGAUUUGGCAUUUUUGUGGUUCAUUAAAGAACUAUUCUACAAAACCGAUGGGCCAGAUUACAAUCUAAAUGAACAAUUAAUUCUGUCAAGCAUCGCUAAUCUGGACAUAUUAUUUACGUUACGCGGCUUAGAUAACAUACUGCCGCCUAAACAGCCGACGAAAGAAGAAAUUCGACGCAUUGCGAGGAAGAAAAUCGAAAAACAAAAAUUAAAAUUCCAAAAUGAAGCUGGAACCGAAAACGAAAAAACGACCAUUAAUAGCAUGCGGAUUAAGUAUAAGCUGCCAUACUUUGAAGAAUUGGUGCGACCGCGACUUUAUGAACAUCCGCUGACCUCAUUUCCGCCUACAUAUCGUACCAAAUUGAUGUUUGAAGAUGUGCUUAGGGAUUCGAAUUAUGUCAUACCGAAUGAGAGCAAUCGCUGGUUUGCCGAUUAUCAAUUGCAUCCCGGCAAGAAGACCGGUUUGGAAAUGCUAACCGAUAAAAUGCACCAAAUAUACAAAACCAAAUUACCAAGGCAAUCGGUUAUGAUAAAAGAUGUAUUUAAUAGACAAUUGCAUAAUGUUUUAAAUCCGGAAGCAUAUUUGCACAAGGAUAUGCAGAAAAAGAACUUAUGCUUACAUCAUCAAGCAUUAGAAGAAAUGGAGAGAAAUCUCGAAAAUGAAUUACGUUGGCGAGCGCAAGAAAAAUGCUUGAAAUAUUUCGAUACAGAAACACCCAAGCGGGAGGAGCGCAUUGAACGCAUCCGUCAACAAAUUGAAGAGGACGUUAAUGAGCUUAUGACACAAUUCAAACGAUUAGCUAGUCGCACUCGUAGCCACAUGCAGAUAAUUUCGCAAGAUGAAAUUCGUGUUUGUGAUUCAAACGAAUUUGACACCACAGAUCGUUUAUGUGGUGGCAUGGAAAGCAGAUGGACUAAGUUGACAUGCCACAGUGAAACUUGUCUAACACAGCGAGAUUACGGUUGCGUACACGAACAUAAACCAACUCCUACGAAGAGUGACGACAGUAUGCCAAGCUCCUCGGAAUCGGGUACAAAUUGGGUAGAGGAAAAUAUUGGCGACUGUUUGACUGUAACUGCGCAGGCAAAAGCGAAAUGCUGUAAGGAAUGCAAAACAGAUCCAGCAAAGUUCAAGCGCAAAUGCACAAACCCAUAUGCGUCGAAAAAGCAAAGUGUACGCGACAUUUUACAUAAGAUGCCUUGCGAUUGUGGUUACAAAUAUGUGAAAGCCUACGAUUAUGGGCAUUCCGAGCAGGCAAAACACGUAACGGAAUCGUAUUUCAAAGCGCCCGAUGAGAAUCAGCCUUAUAUGUUCGACUAUCCUAAAGUGUUCGCACACAAGAAACGUGAAAGUACGCGGUUAAAUGUGCAGAAAGAAUUCUUAAAAAUCAUAAAUAGCGAUUUAAAUUUAGAUAAGAAUGAUCCGAAUGCGCCAAAAAAUCUAGAUGAGGCUGUAAAAGCUUACGCGAAGAAAGCGUUCAAAGAAGGCGUGGCAGCGAAAAAUAUCGAAAUGGCUGCAGAGGAAGAGCUAGAGAAAAAUCGACGCAGAUAUCCAUUUUUAGAUGUGGAAAUGGACUACUAUGAUCCGGAAGAUGGGAAAUUGAUGCAGAGUAUGUUGAAAAGUGCGCUCGAUUACUUGGCUAAAAAUCCAAAGUAUGUCUUAGCCUCAAUGCCCGACGCACAUAAGCUGCCAUCAUUACUUUCGUGGAUGGAGACGCGCUAUGGCAAAUCGUAUACGCGGGAGCAGCUGGUCAAAAUGCACAUCAAAACACGUCCAACAUUCCGUGCACUGAAACAGAUGACCGCAGACGUGCUGAUGCCCUCUGCCAAAAGUCUGGGCAACGCCGUUUAUGUCAAUUACAAUUGCAGAGAUUACCUCAUGAAAAAGACCGAAAGACUGCGUAAUGAAUAUUACAGAAGAUUGAACGAUUCUAUUAUGGAACAAUCACGUACUUUUUACUUGGCAAUUAAACCUCAUAUAUGCAAUCACCCCAGGGACACAUUUUUCGCUUAUAUGCCGUCGCGUGAAGCAGACAUACAGCACUUUCGUAUUUGGCGUAAUCACGAGCAUAUGCCCGCAAAGGACGAGUUUUUUAAACGGAAAUGUCGUGCUAUGAAGUUGGCCAACCGAUUCUACUGAGUCUUAAUGACGACGUACCAGGCUUUUGUUUAGAUUGUAGUGUUGUAAGCAUAAAAUAUGUUUAGUCCUCAUUUAUGUAGGUACAACAUUUAUAAGAAAAACUAAAUUUUUAAUGCAGAAGAGUAAAGAAAUUUCGCAAAAAAAUUUUGUUAACAAAUUUGUGUAUAUUUGUAGGCAAAAUUGUUUGCCAAUAUUUCAUAUUAACAACUCAUGCUUAUAAAUUUUUACAAUGUAAAAUACCCAAAAGGUUAGCAUAAAAAUUUUUUAUUUUUUCUAAAUUGGUUUGGUCAUUUAAUAACCACACAAGGGUUAAAACAAACACAAGAAAAUGUGAACUAUUCCCAAUCAAACCGGUAUAUAAAACAGCUGUUUUCGUUCCAUUCAUUUAUUUAUUGCCUCUUCGUCAAAAAUUACCAACAACAGUUGGCAAAUAAUUCAUUUGAACACCCAUAAUAAAUAAUCAAUAACAAAUGUUGAACACAGCUUAAAAGUGUAUUAAAGAUGAAUCGUAAUAAAAUUUCCUUUGGGAAAAUCAAUCUUAAUCCAAAUAAACCUGCUGGGGUAACGGAGAAACCUGCGGAAAGCCAGCAUGAAGCUUCAUCUUCAACGACUAAUGCCGGUGGUUUCAAGAAAAUGGGCAAGCAACAACUCAUCCGGCAAGUAGAAGAGGUGACUGAAGAUAUGGAAAGUCAACAUCUUAAAGAAAUAAUGGGUAUAAGCGGGUUUGGGCGUAAAACAGCAAAAGUCUUCGAUAUAAAUGAGCAAAUAGCAAAAGCGCGUGAAGUGGCACCACCAAAACCACGUACCGAAAGUGAAGAACCUAAACCAGUUGGCAAUGAUGAUUCUGACGAUGAGCCUGCGUUUGGGCCUUUACCACCGGAAGCGCUCAGCACAGGAGCAGACGGCAAUAAACAAACUGGGGGAAAGCCUAAAAACGUACAUACUGAUAGUGAUGAUGAUAAUGACGACGACGAUGAUGAGGAGGAUGAUGACGAUAAUCUUGAACGUAAAAUACCAAAUACACACGAGGUGCAAAUGCAGCAUGGUUCGCGCGCAGUACUAGCGCUUGCAGGUGAUCCAGCAGGGGCACGUCUUGUGUCCGGCUCCAUCGACUAUGAUAUGUGUUUUUGGGACUUUGCCGGUAUGGAUGCUGGAAUGCGUAGUUUUCGUACCAUACAGCCAUGUGAGAAUUAUCCCAUAAGAGCACUACAUUAUUCCGUUACUGGUGAUAUGAUACUGGUUGUGUCUGGUAAUUCACAAGCGAAAAUUCUUGAUCGUGAUGGUUUCGAAAAAAUGGAAUGUGUUAAGGGUGAUCAAUAUAUAAGCGACAUGGCGCGCACAAAGGGUCACACUGCACAACUCACCUCUGGCUGUUGGCAUCCGUAUACACGUGAAGAAUUUCUUACUGCAGCACUUGAUGGCACUCUACGUAUUUGGCAUGGUUUAAAGUCCAAGGAGCAGAAGACGGUGAUUAAGACACGAGCGCUGGGUGGUUUGCGUACCAACGCUUCGGCGUGCAUUUUCAAUCGUGAUGCCACCUUAAUCGCCGCUGCUUGUGUAGAUGGUUCGGUGCAGAUGUGGGACACACGUAAAAUGUUUGUUAAUACGACACAUUGUUUGCGUGGCGCCCAUCAAAAGGGCUCGGAAAUCACUUCUGUACAAUUUUCGUACUUGGGUACGCAUCUGGCCACACGUUCUAAUGAUGAAACUAUGAAGUUGUGGGAUUUACGUAAGUUCAAAGAACCGCUGCAUACAUGGACUGAUCUAUUCUCGCGUUAUGAUACCACAGACUGUUGCUUCAGUCCGGAUGAUAAAAUGCUGGUGACGGGUGAAUCUUUGCCCAAGGGUUCGAAAGAGGCGCAAUUGCAUUUUUAUAACACUCAGACAUUUGAAGAAGUGAAGCGUAUCGCGGUUACCGAUUCGCACGUCGUAAAGGCAAUGUGGCAUCCAAAGCUGAAUCAGAUUUUUGUCGGUUGCGGCAAUGGUGUCAUCAAAUGCUAUUAUGAUGAACUACUCAGCUCGCGUGGGGCAAAAUUGUGCGUUGUCAAGACACAUCGAAAAAAGAAACAUACAGAAAUGAUCGGUGUAUCGCAGAUAAUUACACCACAUGCAUUACCCAUGUUCAGGCAGGAAAAAUCAAAGUCAUCACGCAAGAAAAUGGAGAAAGAGCGUUUGGAUCCCAUUAAAUCGCAUCGUCCUGACUUGCCAAUCACCAGCGGACAAGGUGGCCGUGUUGCUAGCUCAGGUGGCACACUCUCUUCGUAUGUCAUUCGAAAUUUGGGUCUGAGCAAACGCGUUGACGACGACCAAGAUCCACGUGAAGCAAUUUUGAAAUAUGCAAAGGAAGCUGAAGAAAAUCCUUACUGGAUAGCGCCAGCGUACAAAAAGACGCAACCGAAGCCGAUAUUCAAAGAAUCGUCCGGUGAACCCGAUGCAAAGAAAGCUAAAGAGGAGUAAUUAAGCUAGAAGAUAAAGUGAUAAGGUUAAGAUUUUUGAUAUAGCAUGUAACACAAAAAUAAUAAACAUCAGUGACCAACA